Messenger RNA from Gastrolobium bilobum, 487 nucleotides. RefSeq lists its product as uncharacterized. NCBI's taxonomy places the organism in Eukaryota, Viridiplantae, Streptophyta, Magnoliopsida, Fabales, Fabaceae. The record is from RefSeq and is a predicted model, not a curated record. The transcript has a single exon. The coding region runs from base 71 to 475 and encodes 134 amino acids.
GUUUAGUGCGAUAACUCGCGAAAUCGAAAAUUAUCGUCAUUAUCGUGCGAUUCGGAGUUACCAUAGUAGUAUGGGUGAGUUUACAAUUCAGAUAGGCAAUGACCUUGUUAAUCAGCUUGUUGAUGAUGCGGUCGUAAAGAAGAAAACUAGAAGGAUUAGACGUAAGGGGCCAAGAGGGACUGAUAAGCCCCAAUCAAAUUUAACUGGAAAGCCCGAGAGUGCAGCUGCUCCAGGGUGGCCAGUGCAGCCCCCUCUGUUUCUACCUGCAACAUUACCUGUACAACCUGCCCAUUCAGAGUUAGAAGGCAUUCAGUCUGUGCUUCAGGAAAGUGAGAAGGUUUUGGAAAGAUUGCAGAAGCAGGAGGAGAACAUGUUGCAGGAAGUAACCAAAAGGCAAAGGAUCUCCAUGAUAAAGAGUAUAAGCUUCCAAACCCAAAGCCUGAGCCUUGCAUGGCUGAGAAGCUUGCUUCCUUAGCAUGUUACAAGG